Messenger RNA from Nyctereutes procyonoides (raccoon dog), 1411 nucleotides. RefSeq names its product inner mitochondrial membrane peptidase subunit 2 (gene IMMP2L). The record is from RefSeq and is a predicted model, not a curated record. The transcript has 5 exons. Bases 252 to 719 code for a protein of 155 amino acids. Gene Ontology annotation, cellular component: mitochondrial inner membrane peptidase complex; membrane. Gene Ontology annotation, biological process: mitochondrial respiratory chain complex assembly. Lineage: Eukaryota; Metazoa; Chordata; Mammalia; Carnivora; Canidae. Gene Ontology annotation, molecular function: serine-type endopeptidase activity.
GCCCGGCGGGCGCCCCCGGGUCGCGCCCCGAGCUGCUCGGCCCCUGAGGGGGCAGCUCCGGCUCCAAGCCCUGGCCGGGAGGGAGCGCUGUGGGGACGUGCACUGUGGGGCGUGUGGCGGGAGUUCCUGAGGCGGGCCCGUCAGGAUUUUAAAGCACCUGUCUCUGUCAUUUUUACUUUUAGGGUUUUGGCCAAAUUGGGCACAAAAUAACCACUUACCCCUUCUCGCCGAGGAAGAGCGGGAGAAAGGGUAUGGCACAGUCACAAGGCUGGGUGAGAAGAUAUGCUAAGGCCUUCUGUAAGGGUUUUUUUGUGGCGGUGCCUGUGGCAGUGACUUUCCUGGACCGGGUGGCCUGUGUUGCAAGAGUGGAGGGAGCAUCAAUGCAGCCUUCUUUGAAUCCUGGGGGGAGCCAGUCAUCUGAUGUGGUGCUUUUGAACCACUGGAAAGUGAGGAAUUUUGAAGUACAACGUGGUGACAUUGUGUCAUUGGUUUUAGGUCCUGGAAAUGUGGAAGGAAUCUCAAAACUUCAACAUAACUGUAUUUGCUCCAAGUCACAGAGAGAGAGACAGAGAAGCAGAGACACAGACAGAGGGAGAAGCAGGCUCCAUGCAGAGAGCCCGACGUGGGAUUCGAUCCCGGGUCUCCAGGAUCGCGCCCAGGGCCAAAGGCAGGCACCAAACCGCUGCGCCACCCAGGGAUCCCUGUAUUUAAAGUUUUAAUGGUGUAGUUGUACAUCAUGUAUGGUUGUAAUGAAUCCCAGAUGUUGUUCAAGUACUUUGUAUAGAUCACUAAUAUAUUUGAAUUCAAUAAAGAAAGAAGCCAGCAAUAAAAUGUACAAAAUUGCACAGCUUAGUCUGGGCACAUGCCCUGACUGUCCAUCAACAGCUUCCAGCCUCUCUUCUGUACAGCACAGCCAGACUCUUGAGUGCCAGCUGAUGGAUUGUUAAAGUGCAUAGAACCAUUUGCCCACUUUCCCUUUCUUUUUCCCCCUCAAUUUCCUCCUUUACCUCUCUCCUUCCUUUCUUGCUAAUUAAACAUAUUUAUUGUCUACCUCCUAUGUGACUCUAUGUUAGAAGGUGGAGUUACUGUAGCAUAUCCCUUAUUGUAAAAUGGGUUCUAUAGAUGCUACUCAGAUUUAUAAACAUAAACUUCUAAUAAACUAGAACUCAUUUUUAUUUUUUUUUAUUAUUUGUUUUUUUUUUUUUUUUAGAACUCAUUUUUAAAAAUAUCAUGCAUCCUAGAAUUUGUGAACGGGGUUUCUAGAAGAUGGGACAUGUUGGUAUCUGUGAUAGGAUAGAUUCUUGGAAGUUAAUUGCAUGCUCAUACUCUUGACUUCAUUCUUUUCUCUCCACAACUGACAACUGGACUUGCUUUCCUACUGAUACUGCCCACUGUAUCAACUGUUCAUGCU